Messenger RNA from Numida meleagris (helmeted guineafowl), 2239 nucleotides. It is a transcript of the gene PCSK4, whose product is annotated as proprotein convertase subtilisin/kexin type 4. Gene Ontology annotation, biological process: peptide hormone processing. Lineage: Eukaryota; Metazoa; Chordata; Aves; Galliformes; Numididae. Gene Ontology annotation, molecular function: serine-type endopeptidase activity. The record is from RefSeq and is a predicted model, not a curated record. Gene Ontology annotation, cellular component: trans-Golgi network; Golgi membrane. The annotation marks the transcript as partial. The transcript has 16 exons.
CUGGGCCUGGGGCUCCCGCUGGGCCUGGGGCUCCCGCUGGUCCUGCCCGCCGCCCAGCCCCGCGUCUACCUGAGCAGCUGGGCCGUGCGGGUGGCGGCGGGGCCGUGGGCCGCGGAGCGGUUGGCCCUCCGGAACGGGCUGCUCUGCGUGGGGCAGUCUCAUCCUCUGGCACGCUCAGUGCUGGAGGGAGAGCCCUACUACCACUUCCAACACCGCGGCACCAGGCAGAAGUCCUUGAGCAGGCACUGGGGCUGGAGCCUGCGGCUGAGCAGGGAGCCACAGGUGCUCUGGUUUGAGCAGCAAACGGUGAAGAGGCGCACAAAGAGGAGCGUCAGCGUGGUGCCGACAGACCCCUGGUUCCCCAAGCAGUGGUACAUGAACAACGACAUCAGCCCCGAUCUCAACGUCCUCGCUGCUUGGAGCAAGGGCUACACCGGCCGGGGGGUCGUGCUGUCCAUCCUGGACGAUGGCAUUGAGAAGGACCACCCCGACCUGGCUGCCAACUACGAUCCCCUUGCGAGUUAUGACUUCAACAGCAACGACCCCGACCCCCAGCCCAGGUACAACGCCUGGGAUGAGAACCGGCACGGGACACGCUGUGCAGGAGAGGCGGCAGCCGUAGCCAACAACGGAAUCUGCGGUGCAGGCGUUGCAUACAACGCUAAAGUUGGAGGCGUGCGGAUGCUGGACGGCCCCGUCACGGACAUCGUGGAGGCUCAGUCCCUCAGCCUGCGGCCGCAGCACAUCCACAUCUACAGCGCCAGCUGGGGCCCUGUGGAUGAUGGGAGGCACGUGGACGGGCCGGGCGUGCUGGCCAUGAAAGCCUUCCACAACGGGAUCACGAAAGGGCGGGGGGGGCUCGGCUCCAUCUUCAUCUGGGCCUCCGGUAACGGCGGCAUCAAUUAUGACAACUGCAACUGCGACGGGUACGCCAACAGCAUCUACACGCUGACUGUGGGUAGCGCCUUUGCCAGCGGCCGGCAGCCCCGCUACAGCGAACCCUGCGCCUCCACCCUCACCACCACCUACAGCAGCAGCACCAGCAGCAAAGUGCAGAUCGUGACCACUGACCUGCACCACCGCUGCACCGACAGGCACGCGGGCAGCUCCGCCUCGGCCCCGCUGGCUGCAGGAAUGGUCGCCCUCGCUCUGGAGGCCAACCCGGCGCUGAGCUGGCGUGAUGUGCAGCACCUGGUGGUCAGGGCCUCCCGACCUGCCCACCUGCAGGCAGAGGACUGGGCUGUGAACGGGGUCGGGCGCAAGGUGAGCCACCACUAUGGCUAUGGGCUGCUGGAUGCGGCUCUGCUGGUGGAGCUGGCCCAGGCGUGGGCAGGAACUCGGCCCCAGCAGAGGUGUUCCUUCGAAGCUCUCCACACCCCCCGGAACAUCGGCUCCAGACUCACCGUCUCUGCACACACCUCCUCCUGCUCGGGGAGGACCGGGAGCAUCCGCUCCCUGGAGCACGUCCAGGUGCAGCUCUCACUGAGCUACAGCCGCCGUGGGGAUCUGCAGGUCACGCUGAGGAGCCCCAUGGGGACCACGUCCACGCUGGUGACCGUGCGCCCAUACGACACCAGCCAGGAGGGCUACAAGGGCUGGACCUUCAUGUCCACACAUUUCUGGGAUGAGAACCCCAACGGGACCUGGACACUGCUGCUAGAGAACAAGGGCGAUGCCUACAACACAGGCACGCUGACCAGCUUCAUCCUGCACCUGCACGGCACAGAUGAGGACAUGACAUCCAGGCGCUUCGCAGCCCCCACCGUGGGCAAAUGCACCAAGUGGGACGCACAGGGAGCAUGCGAGGAGUGCAGUGGCUCCUUCUAUGCCCACCGCCGCUCCUGCCUGUCCUACUGCCCACCCCGCUCCUUCGGCCGCUUCCAAGGCACCAUGAACAAAUCCGGCGCCUGCGCCCGCUGCCACCGCUCCUGCUACACGUGCCAGGGCUCCUCGGCCAACAACUGCACCUCCUGCCCUGCCACCCACGCCUUCGACGAGCGCACCCACUCCUGCUCCGCUCCUCGGGGCCUCUCCCCCCAGGAAGGGCAGCGCAGGAACCUCCUCCCCAUCAUCCUCCUGCUCUGCGAGACCGCGAUCCUCUUUGCCAUCCUGUCCUGUAUUUUCCGUAUCGCGUGGCUAUGCGUGCUGGCUGGCUGCGCAGGUCGCUGCUGGGCUGGGGCCCAGGCCGCAGCCACCCGUACCCCUCUUCCAAAAUAAACCCCCUGUUGUCAUUCUGGGC